Messenger RNA from Ictalurus punctatus (channel catfish), 6851 nucleotides. RefSeq names its product myocardin related transcription factor Ba (gene mrtfba). Gene Ontology annotation, biological process: smooth muscle cell differentiation. Lineage: Eukaryota; Metazoa; Chordata; Actinopteri; Siluriformes; Ictaluridae. The transcript is spliced from 15 exons. The record is from RefSeq and is a predicted model, not a curated record. The coding region runs from base 1202 to 4093 and encodes 963 amino acids.
AAAAUAAUCGCCCAAUUAAUCGCUAAUGAUCGUUAGUUGCAGCCCUAAUUCAGAUAUCGAUAAUCUGAGGGUAAUAGUUUGGGAGGUUUUGGAAUAAUACUGUCGGAUGUCAUUAACAGUAAUGGGAAGUCUUUAAACAUGGGAUGUUUAAAAACUUCCCAUUAUUGUUAACGACAGUAAUGGGAUUAAACAUGAGAUGUUUAAUGUUGACAGGAAGUUCGUUUGGAUAACGUUAGAUUACAAGGCUACCUGGUAAAAACUUGUUUCAGCUGUGGAACUAAGAAAAAAAAAUUUGUCAGAUAUUAAUUCAUCAUGUAUUUGGAUUGAGACACGCUACAGAACACUUAUUAAUCUUCCAUGCCUUGGUAUUUGCUGUCAGUACUGUGUGUUUUGUUCAUUUAUUUAUUGGAAAGUUAUAUAUCCAAAGUAUGAUAAAUAGUUUCCUGACAACUAUUUGGCAUGCAUUCCUCCCUUUAACUACUGGCAAUCACACAGGAAUGCCUCACCAUCCCCAAUAUGAGAGUGGCAGAUUGACCAAGUCUAACUUUAUUUUAGUGCCUUGUUUGGGUUUGCGCUUUUGAUUGACAUGUGAAAACUUACAGCACCAUUUAUAUCCACGGAGUAGUUCACAGCUCUGUGUGGUUGGCUGUUCGCACGUCAGCAUCAGACUGACACUGUUGACCACUUGCUCUGCUGAGGUCACCGUGUCGUGGAGGGGAAGUUUACACAUUUCUCUCAGGGCACUGCUUUUGUCAGUCAUCCGGCUGCAGGCUUGUACUUUCAGUACCCCUUCUUCCAGUCUUUUGCGUCUUUACGGCUCAAUGUUGGUAUGCUGUAUGCAUCAGAAAUGAAACGCAGGCUCUUCGGACAGAAACAGUUCUCCAGAUGUUUUUUGUUGUCCGACUGAAACCAGGUUUGAUCAAAUAACAAAUGUCAACGCCAGAAAAAUGUUUUCUUUCGCUUGUAAAUUUCCCAAAUACAAAGAGAAGCCCAGCUCCUCAGAAGGGCAUUGCAACCACUGGAGAGGUUGAUAUAGAGUGCCGAUGAUGCAGUGGGUGGGAGUGUUCAAGGUACAGAUCCCGCCUCUCUCACCCUCAUAACGGCAUGCACAAACAGUCAGUCAGUCAGCAUGAUCCGCUCUGGAGUAUGAGAGAAGACGCUAGCAGUGGAUUUGGAAAGACCAGUGCUCGCCUGAGGAAUCAUGGCGUGUCUGGGAGUAGAGCGCCAUGCUGUCUGCGGGAAUGUCUUCAGCUCAGUCCUUCAGUUGCGGCUGCAGCAGCGACGCACUCGGGAGCAGCUCGUUGACCAGGGCAUCAUGCCACCACUCAAGAGCCCAGCGGCGUUCCAUGAACAGAUCCGCAGUCUGGAGAGAGCCAGGACGGAGAAUUUCCUAAAGCACAAGAUCCGGAGUCGUCCAGAAAGGGCUGAGCUGGUCCGCAUGCACAUCUUGCAAGAGACUGUGGCAGAGCCAUCACUGCAGGCUACGCAGCUGAAGCUGAAGAGAGCUCGACUGGCUGAUGAUCUCAAUGAGAAGAUUGCACAGCGUCCUGGCCCCAUGGAGUUGGUGGAGAAAAACAUCCUGCCUGUCGCAUCCAGUCUCAAAGAGGCUAUCAUUGAUGGCCAGAUGCAUUACCCCAAAACACAGGAGUUUGAUGAGGACAGCAGCGAUGCGUUCUCUCCGGAGCAGCCAGGCAGUCAGGAGUCACACGGAUCUGUACCUUCACCUGGGGAGUCCAAGGCCAUGGAGGCCUCCUCACCACUACCGACUAAUUUAAUACCGCACUGCCCUCCUGUCACACAGGUUACAGAUUUUCUCAAGCCUUAUUCCACCAGUGAGCAGACAGUCAGCCCUCCAGCGCCACAGCCUCAACCAAUCACUACACCUCCCUCCAAGUCUGUGCUUUCUCUCAUCAAGCAAAGUCAGCCUAAGACUGCUAGUGACAAGAGUCGUAGUAAGAAAAACAAAGAAGCCAAACCACGAGUGAAAAAGCUAAAGUAUCACCAGUACAUUCCUCCAGAUCAGAAACAAGAGCCCAGUGAAGCCCCUAUGGAUUCUUCUUAUGCCCGUUUACUGCAACAGCAGCAGCUCUUCUUGCAGCUGCAGAUCCUCAGUCAGCAACAACAACAGCACUACAACUACCAGACCAUUCUCCCAGCUCCCCUCAAGCCUGUGAUUGAGGGGCAGAACAGCAGUGCUACUGUUGCCAUUAACAGUGCCCAAAGUCUUCCUGCCUCCAUUGUGGUGUCUCUGCCUCCAGCUGCACUGGUGCGCCCAAAUAGCACCCUGUCCAACCGCAAAGCUGGCACACUGCCAGCCAACCUGGAGGAGAUGAAGGUGGCUGAACUAAAAAUGGAGUUAAAGCUGCGUGGGCUGCCUGUGUCUGGAACCAAAACAGACCUGAUUGAGCGGCUUAAGCCUUACCAGGAGAGCGCUGCAUCCAUUCCCAAUGCCAAUCUUAACGCACAGACCUGCGGCACAUCCAUGGAGGUGUCCAGCACCACUACAUGCCUGUCACCUGCACAGCAGCCCCCUGAGACCCAGAGCUCCACACCGCCUGUAUCCCCUAUAUCCUCCGAAGUGCACAAUAGAGAGGAUGUUAUGGAGGGUCAGCUGGAGACCCACUGCCAAAGCAGGGGUGGUAGCGGCCAGCCAGCAGCUAUUCCUGAGGAGCAGGACAGGAGGCUACACGAGAAACAGCGUCAGAUUGAGGAGCUGCUAAGGAAGCUGGAACAGGAACAGAGGCUGGUGGAGAAGCUGAAGAUGCAGCUAGAGGUAGAGAAGAGGAGUGCACAGAACUCCACAGAAAGUAACAGCAGCAUCAGUCAAGCUGCUUCACUGCUCACAGUAAAGACAGAGAGCCCAGUUAUCCCAAAUUGCACACUGGCCUCACGUAGCACUCCAUCUGUAGUGAAGCUGGAGAAAAGCCACGCUGCCCCAGUGACAGCCACCCCUCUACCACAGUUCUUCAUCAGUCACCAGGGCGUGCCUCAGGUCAUCGGGCAGCCCCAGACCCUGCUCACCACACAGCAUACGGGUACCCAGAUCCUGCUGCCAGUCUCUCUACCCAACAACACCACUACAAUCCAGCUCACUAAUACAAAUGUCAAACUACAGCCAGUCCUCCAAGCAGCUGUCUCUCCUCAAGGCCAAGGACUAAUCCAGACCACUCCGCUGCAUCCUGCCAAAGCAGAGAGCUCCUCGCCACAGCCUGUCCAUCACAACAAUAUAGUGCAGACGCUGCCUAUGUGUAGCUCUGCUGGGACUGCUUUUCAAUUUGGUGCCAGUGAGAAGCAGGCAGGUCUAGAGAUGCCUCGCUGUUUCCCAAGCAGCUCCCCAGAGAAUGCACUGUCUGCUCAGACUUCCCCAGUUGCGUCCUCCCUCACCAACGGCCCCCUAAAUAAGUCCCCCUCUCAGGUGUCGCCUGCCUUCAUCCUGCCAUCUCCAGCAUUCAGUCAUGCCCCCAAGAGCCGAGAGCCACCUCCCUACGAGGAUGCUGUUAAACAGACGCGCAGCCUGCAAGCAGCCGCCAUCACACAGUUCCCGACAGCGACCAGUCAGCAAAUGGAUGAUCUGUUCGAUAUUCUCAUUGAAAGUGGAGAGAUCACCCCUUUCAGUCAGCAGGAGCCUUCUGUGCCUAAGCUGAUGCCAGUCACCGCCAGCAUCACCACUUUACCUGUCAACACUGCCCUGUCUCGGCCCCCUGCUCAGGUGCAGAUGGCACCGCCGCCGGCGCUGCUGGUGGAGCCCAUGCCCAGCCUGGCCUCGCUGGCCUCAGACAACCAGCUGGAGGCACUGCUGGAGGGCACGCUGGGGUGCGAGGGUGAGCCAGAGCACAGGACUCUGGGGCUUCUAGAAGAGCUGCACAGCCAGCUGCUGGACCAACCCCACUCCCCUAUGGACACAUCUGAGUUGAGCUUCAACGAGCCAUCUGCGCCGUUGUCCUCCACCUCCUCCUUCAGCCUGCAGGACACGGGCAUGGACAGCAUGGAGUGGCUGGACCUGACCAUGCCAAGGCCCAUUGGACCCCUCGACCCACUGGGGAUCGGCUCCGAUUUCCUUGACGCACAUGACCUGCAUCUGCACUGGGACUGAGAGCACUGUACACACUCAUUCUCUCUUGUGAGCGUACACACACACACACACACACACGCACACACACACACAAACUACUAUGAUUGGGCUUUUUCAAAAGAGAGGGAGGAGAGAUUAGUUUAUUCAAAGCAGAGCACAGAUUGGCUCAGUAGAUGAUGUGAGAGGUUUCCUCUGCUCUUGUCCUGUAGUGUACUGCAGUUUGUCUCAUUCAUCAUUCAGACUAAUGUCCUAAUAUGGCGCUACGGGAACAAGGGGCCAUCCAUGUGCUACUUCUGGUGCAGGCUACAUUCUCUUUUCUGUGCCAUCUAAAGUGGGAACACAUCUUUAACAGCAUGAUCCUGUAUACUAUUCUCUUCAUAGUCAUGUGCCAUUGACUCAGUUGUUCUCUGCGCAGUCUAGAAAUACCUUUGUGGCCAAUUUUAACCCAUUUGAAUUGGGACACAAUUCUAUUAAAGAUAUUUUGACUCCACAUUAGACAGUAACCAUUGUAUUGGUCAGAUUAGUGCACUGACACCAUUAUUCUAUUGGUCCUCAAAGAAAAACAUGGAUUGCUUAUCCCGUAAACUCAAAUUCACCUGUUUUUACUAGGCACCCUGUAUAUUUCAACCGGGUAAAUCAGUGGGUAGAUUUCUGCAUCUUCCAUGCUCAGUCUGACAAUGGUUCCUCACAAAACUGUUCUGUUGUGUCAGGCCAUUCUUGUGUGUAUGCGCAGGAGGGUGUGUGUGUGUGUGAGAAACUGAGCGUGUCAGACACUUGACGUCAAUAAGAACAUAUGAGGAAUGUUGCCUGGUUGGCGAGGCCAGUCCUCUAACAACUACAGAGCUCGUGUGUACCAUAUAGUGAAGAUACAACUAUAAUGUAUAACGCCACGCAGGAUGGUGUAAAUAUUCGUUUGGGGUAUGGAACAACCCUCAAUAAGAUGCAGCGCUCUUUUAACGAGCACGCGGGUAUCCGACACUAGUCCUGGAGGUCACAGCCCUUCAGUGAUCUAUAUAUAUUUUCUCUCUUCAGACCAAAUUCAGCUCACGAAGGCCCUGCUGAUUAGUGGAGGAGUUGAAUCAGGUGUUCAAUGCGGUAGAUUUAAAGAAGAACUCUUCAGUGCUGUCGCACUCUAGGACAGGAUACUGCUAUAGGAAAUGAACAAAAUUGACAGCUGACACUAAGAGCAGUGGGUGUGGUGUUCAUGCAGCCUGAAAGGGCACUAUAACUUAUAUAGACUUCUUGUUCUUCUUAUUUACACAGGGUUUGGUAAAUGUAGACUCUUUGUGCAACUCUUUGUGCCUCUGAUUUUCCUUCUUUUUGAGUUUUCAGAUGCACCUGGGCCUGGAUGAGUGCUUGGGCUCUGUAAAGCUUCACACUGUUAAGGCCAUUUUAACUGUUAGCCAGAGGUCCAGGUGACGCCAUUAGUGUUUAAGAUAUUCAUGCGCCAUAUUUUGCUAUCAUUAACACUGCAUGUUAAACAUUUUUGGCAGCUUAGUGGCAGUUUAGUAGGAAAGAAAAGGAUACAUUCUGGUUUGUUGAUUUCCUCUGCAGUAGUAGUUUCACACGCUUAUUCCUUCACAAACUCAGCAAUGACCAUUUUUAGAUCCUGUAAGUCCAUCCGUUUGGUCUGCAUUUUUUUUUUUUUUUUUUUUGAUGACGUCUCUGUCCUUUUGUCUGUGCCACAUUUAUUGUCUUUGUCUCGUGUGUGUGUGUGCGUGUGCACUGUCUGAUACGUCUGUGUUUCACUGUUUGUUAAUGUAUUACUGUGCCGCCAUUUUAACACUGCUCUGCGCACAGUAAAAAGAGCAAAAAACAAACAAACAUGGCAGCCUAAAUGAAAACAUGUAUGUGAUUUUAAAGAAAAGAAGAAAUACCUCGGCAGCAUGCGACUACAAGUGAUUCUGUGAUCUGUGUGUUUUUUUUUUUUUGUGUGUGUUUUUUUUUUUUAAUCAGCUAAAACACUUUCCGUACAAUUAUUUGAUUUGAGUUCGGUUGCAAAUCGCACUUGCUUCUCAAGCAGUUCGCCGGGUUCAUCUCUGAGACCAGACUCUGUUUAUUGAGUUGUGUUUAUCUAGAGUGGUCUCACUUGUAUAGGAAUGUUAGCAUAUAGUUUGAUGUUUUCACCAGCUCUAAGAGAAAUGCCUUUUUUUUUUUAUUUUAUUUGAAGUUUUACAUCUUGUCCGGAUCAAUGACUCCUCAGUGUUAACCGACCGCUGGCUCAACAAUGUGUCUGAAGCUAGUAACAGUACGUUUGAUCCAAAUUUGCUUUAAAUAUGUCGGUUUGUGGAAUUACUUUUUCUAUGGCACUUUUACCUGCAUUGAUGAAUGUUUCAUCCUGAUUAAACAAUCAUUUUGCAUUAGAGCACCUUCACAGAUACAGAUGUGAUUUUUAUCAGCCAUUUUUGCUUUUGCUGUCAGCUUCGACGCAUUUGAUCAAAGUGGCACAUGCUUAAGGCUCCUGCAUCAUGGCUUCGUACUGUUCACCCCACACAUCGUCCAAGUUGUGGCCUCUUCAGUAAACAAAAUGAUGCCAAAUAUGAGUCUCAUCUUCUAGGCUGUAAUUGCUGGCUGUAGAUCUGGGAAUGUAUUUAGUAAUGUGUAAUAAGUCUCAAUGAUACAUUGCCAUUUUACUGUUGAUGGCCUGAUUUUUAUUUAUUUUGUUUUGUUUUUUUUUAGUUCAGUGAUGCCUGAUGUAAUGUUUGGGGCUGAUACUGAAGCAUAAAUUUAUGAAAUAAUUACCAAAGAGGCCAAAUAAAUCAUGCAUAAUGCCAUUUAA